UAUGGUUUUUUUAUAGUUUUUGUCAUAAACAUAAUAUUAUUCAAAUCAUGACUCAAUAGAUUUGGUCAUGAUGUUAUUAUUAUUAUUAUUAUUAUAGUCGUUUUGUUUAUCUAUGAUUUUUGUACAUUAAUUGUCAUUAAAUAGUAAAUACUAUACUAUCGAUCAUUACAAUAGGACAAUGGCAUCAUUAGCCGUGCCGCCGUGGUUCAAAUUCUAAAUUCAACCAUACGCCAUUAAUAAAAGGUCUAUUAACUCAACUGAUUGUCCAGUCUCCAGUGAUUAUUCUGAUUUCAUUAGUAAUUCUGUGGUUGUAUGAUACCUAUAUACUUAUACAUUUAGUUGUUGUAGAUUACAUUUAUAAAUAUUUUUCACUUACCUAUAUGUUAUAACUUAAUUAUCAUCAAUUAAAUAUCUACCUACGCUAAAAAACCUUUAUUGAUUGUGAAUUUUUCAAAGUAAAUUUAUUGUUGUAUCGUUUUUGAUUUCUUGUUUCAAUUUAUAUGUUUACAAUAUUAUCGGUUAUAGGUAAUAAUAUAACAUAAUAUUUGUUAAAGUAAUAUUGAUUAAAAUGUCUAAUAUAAACACUAAAUCUACCAAGUUAAGAAAUAAUGAAACAUCAAAAGUUCGUACCCAAAAUCGACGAAAUCCUGAUUCUGGCUUGCAAGUAGAUUCUAUAGCAUCUGGCUCUUUACAGAUUUCAAAACCAACAAUAAUUUCUGAACCACGUCGACCUAAAUAUGGAGGUAGAGGAAUAGCCAUUCAACAACUAGCUGAAUCUAUGUCUUCAAAAGACAGUAUGAAAAAUUCAAAUAUGAACUUUUCAAAUUCAAGCAUAGAACAGCAUUUCAAACGUCUUAAAGAAGAAAAUUUAAAAAAACUUAAUGAAGAAAAUGAAAAGAUUUGGGGAAAAUGUAUACAUUCUAAUAAGAAUACAUAACAUUUAAAAGGUAUUUGUUUAGUAUAUGAAAAUAAUAGUUGACGAUUUGCAGUGACUUAUGCAAGGACAAUAAAAAUUAUAUGAAUAUGCAUAUAAGAUGUAUAUAUGUAUUUAUAACUUUAAUUUACUGUAAAUAUGUGAUGGUAUUGUAUUGGUAAUUAAAAUAAUUGUAUUGUAAAAUUAUACAAAUUUUUUGUCUAAAGAUCAGUUCUGUAUGAAAACAUCAAGUUAAUUAAUAAUGUUUUUUUUUUUUUUUAUUCAGCUUGAGCCCGGCAACUUAGGCCAUUAGCUAUUUUGUUUGUUUGUAGGUUGUUAGUAGGGGGUUGAAAACACGUUUUGUAUGUGUGGCAAGGAUUUGUUGUUAAAAAUCCCGGGUGGUCACCCAUCCGGGAACUAGCAACGCCGGCUGUUAUGUACACUCAGUGCGUUUCCGCAGUUGAGUGUACGCACUGCGCCACACCAAGCCACAUUAUUGUUUCUGUUUUAUUUUAUAAUAUAUUUGUAGUAUAUGAUUUACCUAUUAACACAACUAAGUUAUAGAAUAUUUUUAAUUAAUACAUUUUAUAUUUUUAUUUUAUAUAGUAUUUACAUGAAAAUAAUUAAUAUUAAUUAAAUAAUUAAAUAUUUGAAUAAUGAAAUUGCCAAUGUAUACAUUUUAAAUAUAAAAAAGCGGCAAGUGGGUACCGCUCUGCUGUACUGUAUAGGUGUCGAGUAAGUCACUGUAAUGGAUGUGUUAAACUUUAAAAUUUAAUUCAAUGAUAUAAAAUUAUUGUAUACAAAAACGAUUCUGAGCGAAGACGGUCAACUUAUAUACCAAGUAUAUUUCAUGAUAUUAUAACUAUUAAACUAACUAUGAAGUAAUUAAUUGUCUUAUUAAUUAUAGAGUUGGUUGAAAAAAUUUAUGCCAGAUUUUAUGAUUUUGAUGAAUUUUGUUAAAAUUUGAACUUUAAAUGCUUAUAAAAAAAAAUUGCAUCGAUGUAUCUAUAAUAUUAGAUUCUGAGCGAAGCGAUGAAUGUAUUGAUUUUACAAUGAUGUGUGUUUUAUUUUUAUUUUUUAUUUUUUAAUUUUUGUGUCAUCACCUUUUAGGACAGUAAAAGUGCUUGGAUUUUCUUCAACAGUAACUUUUCUGAUAGGAAAGUGAAUCUAGUUGGUACUUUGGGGGGUCAAAAGUAAAAAUUUCCUAGUAGUUUUCAAAAGCGACGUGAAAAACAAAAGAAAAAUUAAGGAAAAACGGGAAUUUUUAAAAAUGUUUUUUCAUAGCUAACAUGUUAAUUUUUAAUAGAAGGUCCUCAACAAGUUCUUACAACAAGUUUCUACCUAUAUCAAAAAAAAAAACUUCUCCAAAAAGUAACGCUAUUCAUAGCCAUGGCAAAUUUUUUUACAUUUUUUUUUAAUUAGAUUAUUAUUUUAUACAAGGAUCAUAUUUUAUAGAAGAACACACUUACCAUUGGCUAGCUACCAUAUUAAUAAUAAGUCACAACAGCAUAAAUAUAAUAUAAAAUAUCCUGGACUGACAAACCAUCUCAGAUCAGAAUCGUUUUUCUUAUGCAAUGAUUUAUCAUUGAAUUCAAAUAUAAUAAUA
Metopolophium dirhodum (rose-grain aphid) is the source of this 2519-nucleotide messenger RNA. RefSeq lists its product as uncharacterized. The record is from RefSeq and is a predicted model, not a curated record. The transcript has 6 exons. Bases 569 to 937 code for a protein of 122 amino acids. Lineage: Eukaryota; Metazoa; Arthropoda; Insecta; Hemiptera; Aphididae.